Stereum hirsutum FP-91666 SS1 is the source of this 1125-nucleotide messenger RNA. Its product is annotated as NAD-P-binding protein. The coding region runs from base 1 to 1053 and encodes 350 amino acids. The transcript is spliced from 3 exons. Gene Ontology annotation, molecular function: oxidoreductase activity, acting on the CH-OH group of donors, NAD or NADP as acceptor. The record is from RefSeq and is a predicted model, not a curated record. NCBI's taxonomy places the organism in Eukaryota, Fungi, Basidiomycota, Agaricomycetes, Russulales, Stereaceae.
AUGUCGACACCAUCUGCCAUCCCACAAGGCUCCACUGUUCUCGUAACAGGUGUGAACAGCUACAUGGGCUCUCACGUCGCAGAUCAGCUCCUUCUCGCAGGAUACAAAGUACGCGGUACUGCUCGUGAUGCGUCCAAGGCGAAUCGGAUGCAAGAGCUAUUCAAGAAGAAGUAUGGAACGGGGAAGUUCGAGGGUGUCGUCGUCCAAGACAUGAGUGUCGAGGGCGCGUACGAUGAAGUCAUCAAAGGUGUCAGCGCCGUUGCACAUAUCGCAGCCAACCUCUCCAUGGCUUCUGACCCAAAUGUUGUCAUUCCCGAGACGGUAAACGGAGCCCUCAAUGCACUUCGUGCUGCAGCCAAACAACCCACCGUCAAACGAGUCGUAAUCACCUCUUCCGCCGCAGCCGUUUUCAUCCCCAAACCCGACCGCCCCAUCGAGCUUACCCCCGAAAUGUUCAACGACGAGGCGGUCAAGAUGGCUUGGGAUAGUGUCGGGCAGACGCCUGCGCCACAAAGUCCUGAAGCUUACAUGCUCGGAGUCCUUGUGUAUGCGGCAUCGAAAACAGAGGCGGAGAAGGCGUGUUGGAAGUUUGUGGAGGAGAAGAAGCCGGGCUUUGAGUUCAGUACGGUGGUGCCUACCAUCACUUUCGGUCCGUUGUUGGAUAAAGAGAAUGUAUCCUCGUCGGCGAAGUGGGUCGAUUGGAUCCUCAAGGGCGCCCCCGAAGUUGGGCAUUUGCUUGCCGUCUUGGGCUCUCAGUACUUCGUCGACGUCCGAGACUCUGCUCGUCUGCAUCUCGCCGCUCUGACCAAUCCCACCGUCAAAUCCGAGCGCAUCUUCGCAUUCGCAUCGAUUUUCACCUGGACCGACAUGUUCACCGUCCUUCGCAAAGCCUUCCCGGAUCGCAAGGUGCACGAUGAUAUCCCGAACGAGCCGAAAGAUCUCACCACGAUCAAGACGUGGGAGAGGAGUGUCGAGUUGUUGAAGGCGCUAGGCCAGGACGGGUUCGUUAGCUUGGAAGACUCCUUGAAGGCGAAUGCGGAGGCGUUCAUCUAGAUACAAUCAUUACUUCGUUACUGAAUACUGGCUUUAGGGGUUAGACUGUUGUACUUAAGUGCCUCAAACUCC